AUGUUCAACCACCUCGCCCGGUCACUGAGACCUCAGGUUUCAGGAAUGACGGACCCAUCACAAUGUUACCCCGAGGGCUAUCAAGACGCUGUUUCUGUUGUCGAACGCCUGCCAGAACGUCCAAUCGUCCCAACAAGCGCGAGCGACUGGGAAGCCAAAAAGCAAAUCAUACGGGAGCUCUACAUGGAUCAGAAUAUGAUUCUCAACGAAGUCAUCGACAUCAUGAUCCUCAAGUACAAGUUUAAAGCUACGGCAAGGAUGUACAAAGGCCAAUUCGCAAAAUGGAGGUGGACAAAAUACAACAAAUCGGGCAAGCCCGGGUCAAUCAAACCGGCAAGGUCAAGAGCAGCCAAAAAGAAGGCUAUAGCAGCUCCACAACCUUCAUCCCAAGAGGACGGGAUGUGGGAACUGACGCCAACACAACCCCAACACGCUCACCUCCAGUAUUUGACUGACGAGGAGUGUCGGGUGGAAACAACUCUCAGCGCAUAUGCCCCCCCGAUAGACCACUGGUCUGAACGGGAAACCCCUUGGAGGGCCGACUCGGACCAGCCACCAACCUUUUGCGAGCUCUUUCAACCCCGGGGCUACUCCAUCCUCCAGCACGUCCGCGCAGCGUAUGACUGUUUCCAAGCCGGUCAGCCCCAGCAGGGCGGCGACAUGCUCCGGCGCGCAUUCCUCGGGAUCGAGUCCGCCAUCGAGAACGGCAUCGACAUGGAAGCCCUCUGGGACUGCUGCCUCGCCGUGCCCCAUCUGGUGCUCGCCACAGGCUGGACCGACCUGCUCGCCAUCUUCGCCCGCCACCUGCACCAAUACACUCUCAUCAAACUCCAAUCCCACCCACCCCCUCACGCACAUCGACGCCUCCCUUCACCGGCUCUCCACCCCCGCUUCCCCCCCAACAACUCCCAACCUCCCAUCCACUCAACACCCCAUCCCUCACCACCCCCAACCCCACACUGA
Messenger RNA from Chaetomium globosum CBS 148.51, 963 nucleotides. RefSeq lists its product as uncharacterized. The transcript has 2 exons. NCBI's taxonomy places the organism in Eukaryota, Fungi, Ascomycota, Sordariomycetes, Sordariales, Chaetomiaceae. Bases 1 to 963 code for a protein of 320 amino acids. The record is from RefSeq and is a predicted model, not a curated record.